CCCUCCUCUUCUUCCCUUCUUCCUCUUCCUCUUCCUCCUUCAACGAACUUUACCAAAAUCCGAUUCUCCUUAACUUCGUUGACACUCACAGUGUUUAGCAAAGCUUAUCGCGAAAUCAUCUUCUUCGUAUCUUCGUUAACAUCUUCCUGUGCUUGUUCCAAAGUACAAACCGCUUUACCAAGCUUCACUUCAAGGUUUGAGCUCCAGACCUACUACCGUUAGAAUCUCGUAAACAACAAACUCACGCUGUACAGCAUGUUCAACAUGAUGUCUCCUACGGAACAAGUCCUCCUGUACGGAAGAACCCUGAACCCGGAGUACGAGUCAUUAGACAUGCUCGACUUGACUGCAGGACUGGACACCGUCUUUGCAGCUCUAAUCUUCUUCUUCUUCGUCGCCGUAAACUGGAACACCUUCACCUCUGGCAUCUCGUUCGGAGCCAAGCUGCUUGCAGCUGUUUUCUCUCCCCUCGAAUUUCUCGUCGCGUGCGUUGACGCGUUCAAGAGAAGGAUGGUCCAGAGCCAGAUGGGUCGUCGCCUUUCCGACCUCCGUAACUGGUAUUUCCCUGCCCGUCGUCCCAUCGCCAUGAUCUCGCGGGUUUAUGUCACAAUCGUCACUUUGAUGUGGACGAGUCAAGAUCUUCUGACGCCCGGCUACCAUGUCUUGUAUGGCAUGGCUGAUGGUAUGGGACCCGCAGGCUGGGACUACUGGGAGUACUGCCUGAACCUGGAUCGUGGUUCUCCGGCAGGCCGGUGGUCCAGCAGUCGGCGGCUCCAGGGAUUCCAUUGUGACGGAGUCGACCUCGGCGUGGAGUUGUUCUCUGUCUGGGAAGACUACAUCCCAACGUUCAGCGUUGGAGAUGAUAUUGAACACCUCCAGAUUUUCCGUUUCGUCUGUUUCGUUUUGGCCCUCGCCAGCAUUCUUGCCGCGGCUGUUAUCGCGAUCCGUCAUUCUUCUCCUGUCAAGGCCAUUGAGACGCUUUGCAGCUGGACACGUUCGGUGUCAAAGAACGGUCCUGAAGAUGAGGCACAGCACCAAGAUACAGCAUUGAUCGAGCAAGUUGAACUUCUUUCGGCCAAGAUUGGCACUUACGAAGCAAUGUUGGAUGAGGUACGAGGCCAGCUGGCCGCCAAAACCGAGCAGGCGAACGGAAUGGAGGUGCGCUUUGACGAACUCCGGUCGAAAAAUCAGAUGCUGGUUGCACGUUGCGAAGAGGACAAGGUUGCCCAGCAAGAGAGUCUGAUCACCAGUCUUCGUCAAGAGCUAGAACGGGUCAACUGUCGCCUCAUAAUGGCUAACGGAAGAGCGCGGGGGGCGCAGUACAAGUCUGACUCACGGGAGCAGACUCUCACCAACCGCGUCGCCGAGCUAGAGGAGCAGCUGGCUCGCAAGAAUGAUGAAGCGAAUGCCAACUCUCGCGGCAUUAUUGAAUCGCUUCAAGCAGAACUCCAGAUUCGGACCGAUGAGUUUAACGCCAUGGCGCGCCGUCUAGAAGCCGUUGAAGCGCAGGCCGAAAGGAUCUGCGACAGUGAAAAGCUCCGUGUGACAAAGGAGGAGGGUCUGCGCAAGGAUGCAGAUAUCCGUAGACUCCAGAAACUACUUCAGGUUCAGGAGGAGCAGUCUUACGAGCGGGCGAGGGAACUUAUCGCCACCGAAGACUUGCUUUCCAGGCAAGAAGUUGUGAUCCAGGACCUGGGCGCAAGAAUUCGGGCUCACGAGGCAGCACCCCAGGUGCAGGCCACGGAGCCUAACGCCGCAGAGAUCCGUGACCUGGAAAGAAAACUUCAAAUUUCCGAGGCACAGUGUCACAUGCAAGCAGCACAACUCGGAAGCGCGGAAGUACAAGUGAAUGCCCUGCAGGCCAAGCUCGGAGAGUACUCCCACUUGCUGGAGGCAGAGGGUCGCGCAAAGCAAGAAAUCGACUUCUGGUCGCAACAGUACGACACACUCUUUGCCGAGCAUUUCGACCUUAAUGGACAGCAUAAGAACCUUUUUGAACAGCAUGAGAAGCUGAAGAGUGCGUUCAAAGGGGACGAAGCUGCCCAGGAAAUCCUGGGGCUGCGGGCCGAGAUCGAGUCUCUUAAAUCCGCGGAAGCCGAGGCGAAGGCGACAGAAGCCGAGCAGAAGAUGAUGGAGGCUGAGGGGGUCGCGAAUUCUCUCCGGCAAGCCGACGAAGGGCAUCGCAAGACCAUGAAAAGCCUCAAAGACGCCUACGAUAAGGAGGUGGAGAGAUUCGAUGACGAGGUCGCGGCGGCACGUGCGGCUGCCGACGAGGCUCGGAAGCAGGUGAAGGGCCUGGAGGAGGAACUCAAGGAGAUGUCGCGGCAAGUCGGCAUCGCCUCCAGGGAUGCUCAGCGUUUCCGGGAGCAGAAGGAGGGCACCGAGGCGGAGAGGGACAAGCUCACGGGCGUCAAUGACGUCCUUGAGCACCGUCUGAAGUUUUGGGAGAACAGCGAGAGUAUGCAAACGAUCCCCAAGCGCCGUACGGGCGACUUGGGGUCUCUUGCAACGGCUCUGGACGAGGCCAGGGUCGAAAUCUCCAGGCAGCAGACCGAAAUCAACGAUCUGCGUGCCAAACUCCAAGCUCAGACGGAGUCCGCCGCCUCAGCCGCUUCUGCUCCCUCCGACCAGGCCCUUCAAGACAGCGUCAACCGUUUGCGACAUGCCUUGGAGGUCGAGAAAAGACAGCGAACCGAGGACCAGGUUCGCUGGGGCCGGCAGGUCCAAGACUUGCAGCAGGAAAACCAGCGGCUGCAGGUUUCCAUCUCCAGCGCCGGCCUGGGUCGCGGCCGCGGUCGUGGUCGAGGCCGAGGCGGUUGA
Molecule: messenger RNA, 2820 nt
Organism: Aspergillus eucalypticola CBS 122712
Lineage: Eukaryota; Fungi; Ascomycota; Eurotiomycetes; Eurotiales; Aspergillaceae
Exons: 2
Coding region: 256-2820 (854 amino acids)
Source: RefSeq, a predicted model, not a curated record